Kickxella alabastrina is the source of this 1328-nucleotide messenger RNA. RefSeq names its product spermidine synthase. Lineage: Eukaryota; Fungi; Kickxellomycota; Kickxellomycetes; Kickxellales; Kickxellaceae. The record is from RefSeq and is a predicted model, not a curated record. Gene Ontology annotation, biological process: spermidine biosynthetic process. Gene Ontology annotation, molecular function: spermidine synthase activity. Gene Ontology annotation, cellular component: cytosol. The transcript has a single exon. Bases 367 to 1260 code for a protein of 297 amino acids.
UUAACAUCCAUAAAGCAAUUCUUUUUAUCCAUCCUAGUCCGGUUUUAAUCAGGUUUGGUUCGUAUUUUUCGAAUUUUUCGAAUUUUUUUUCGUUGACCCCACCAAAAAAUAAAAAUCAACUCUCGUAGCCUCAAUUCGGGACAAAGUGGGGCGAAUAAAAUCCGGCGUUCUGGCCACGUCCCCUCCUCUUUUUCCCUUCCAACUGCAACGAACAAUUAUUUUUCAAUCCUCUCUUUUAUUUUGUAAAGACCAUUCACCUUGUUUUGUCUUCAUCAAAUAUCCCCUGGGCGGUAUCUUAGCAUCACUCGAUCCAUCACUACAUCUUUUCUACUCAGACAGCACCACCAAAGCCAAGCGCCUGCCAAAAUGUCCUCCCCUGCCAAGCUCACCCAUCCCAACGUUACUAACGGCUGGUUCAGCGAGUCUGGCGCCAUGUGGCCUGGACAGUCGAUGAACAUCGAGGUCAACCAGAUCCUGCACGUCGAGAAGUCCAAGUUCCAGGACGUGCUCAUCUUUGAGAGCAAGACCUACGGCAACGUGCUUGUCCUCGACGGUGUCAUCCAGGUGACCGAGCGCGAUGAGUUCAGCUACCAGGAGAUGAUCACCCACCCGGCACUCUUCUCGCACCCCAACCCCGAGCGCGUGCUGGUUAUCGGCGGCGGCGACGGCGGCGUCCUGCGUGAGGCCAUCAAGCACUCCCAGGUCAAGGAGGCCGUGCUGUGCGACAUUGAUGAGGCCGUCAUCCGCCUGUCCAAGGAGUAUCUUCCGGGCAUGGCCGUCAGCUACGAGGACCCCAAGGUCUCCGUGCACAUUGGCGACGGAUUCGACUUUUUGCAGAACAAGAAGAACUACUUUGAUGUCAUCAUCACUGACUCGUCGGAUCCCGUUGGCCCCGCCGAGAGCCUGUACCAGUCGCGUUACUACGAGCUGAUGCGCGAUGCUCUGCGUGAGGGCGGCAUCGUGUCGACCCAGGGUGAGUGCCAGUGGCUCCAUCUGCCCUUGAUCAAGAACGUCCUGACCUUUGCGCGCAAGCUGUUCCCCGUCGCUGAGUACGCGUACACCACUAUCCCGACCUACCCUUCGGGCCAGAUCGGCUUCAUCCUGUGCAGCAAGGACAAGGAGACCAACUUCAAGGAGCCACUGCGCCGCCUGUCGCCCGAGCAGGAGCUUAAGCAGUUCAAGUACUACAACUCGGAGAUCCACCGCGCUGCCUUUAUUCUGCCCAACUUCACUCGCCAGGCCCUUGCUGACAUCAACUAGACUUUUCUUUUUUAGGUUCUUAUCAGUAUUUUUUUGUUGAUCAAAAAUUUAAAUUUUUGUUCACUAUA